This is a messenger RNA of Micromonas commoda, 810 nucleotides long. RefSeq lists its product with no specific name. Bases 1 to 810 code for a protein of 269 amino acids. The transcript has a single exon. The record is from RefSeq and is a predicted model, not a curated record. NCBI's taxonomy places the organism in Eukaryota, Viridiplantae, Chlorophyta, Mamiellophyceae, Mamiellales, Mamiellaceae.
AUGGGCGCAGCGCUGUCCACUCGCAAGGGCCGGGAGUCGAAGUCCGGCCCAACCUCGGGGGUUGUCAACCCGCAACACGCGUCGACUCAGCACUCCGACGUCCACGUGGAUCUGAACGAUCCGGAGGUGUCGUCCGCGGUGCGCGAGUACGCAUCGCGCGUGUCCCAGUUUACCGAGGCGGACGAGAGAUGGCUUCGAUCUAACCAGGACGCCAAGAGGCUCGACGCGAACGUCCGCGUCGUCGGAGUGGCGGCGAGACACGCGGUGACCGGUCACCCCGUGGUACUCGUCACCUACCCCCUGAGAGUCGCGUACGACAGGUCCAGGGCUGGCCGGAAGGGCUACUCGACGCACAAGUGGGACUCCCGGAAAAAAGACGGACGCGUGCCCUGGACGAACACGUUCUGGCUGGUGUGCCCGGAGGUGGUCAGCGCCGUGGGACGGUUGGAGCACGCCGGGCUGGUUCGAGACUUUCACGCCAAGUUCGUGAAGGGGGACCCGACGCACGACGCGGACGCGGCGGCGACGUUCGCCAAACAGCACGCCAGGUACGCGGCGUUCAGGUGGAGUCUCCUGAGCGACGAGGACAAGGAACACUGCGAGAAGGAGGGGUACGCUUCGGUGCUGAGGGACUGCGGCGUGGGCGGCCUGAGGUUCGUCAACCAGGUCAAGUGCCUGCACCUGCAGUACGGGCACUACCUGGCGAGCGGGGGCGAUAACGUGGUGGGCGAGUGGACGCGCGCGGAGCUCGUCCGCCGAGGUGAAUCGAUCGGCCGAGGCGAGGACGCGUCGGCGCCGGUCGAGGGGUGA